AUGGGCUCCACUAACAUGCUUUUUUUCUUCGUUUCAGAAUCUAAGUGGCCUGAUGAACCUUUGUCAUCGGAAGAAAAGUCGUUUUAUCAAGAAUGUAAACAAUAUUAUCAUAUCACAGGCAAACCAUUAAUAUCAACGUCUGAUGAAAUCUUUAUUGAUAAUAUCGAAUUAACGUCAGCAUCGCUCAAAUUUGGUAUUGACGAAGAUUAUAAUACAUUCAAUGUGCAAGAGUUUUUGAAUAAGAUUUGUAGCAUUCUUAGUAUAAAUACAAAUGACAUACAAAUUACAAAAUUACAGAACGGCUCAAGUAUAUUAGAAAUACUAAUUGAUGGGAAAAAAGUCAAUAUUAAACUGACACUCAACAAAAUAUAUAAAUCAUUGACAGAGAAAGUACAAGAAGAACUGGCCAAAUUAAAAGUAUUCUUUAUGUUCAUGGGUAAUAUUAAGGCAUUAAAUGAUAAACAAAAAUUUCGCAGUGAGAUUAAACUUCAUCCUCAAUGGAACCGUGUAUAUGAUGUAGGUCAUAUACACUGGACUGGUGCUCUUCAGGAUGGACGAGAUCGUGGUAAAUAUGCAUAUUUUUGUCCCAUUGGAUGGAAAAGGCAUGCUUUUGAUGUUAGCGAUAAUUAUGAUGAGAAGUUUAAAGGAUGGUCUAUUUGUUAUCAUGGUACAAAAUUUGAUUAUGGUUUAUCAAUCUUGUUGAGUGGAUUGGCACCAGCUAGAAUUGCAGCACUGGGUAAAGGAAUAUAUGCAAGUCAAUCAAUUAUUUACUCAACUCAUCCAAGAUAUGCUGAAAUCAAACGAAUUCAAUCAUCAGAUGAAAAGACUUUUUUUAAAAAUGGAAAAUAUGUUCAAUUUGUAUUACAAUGUCGCGUUCAUCCGAAUAACAUAAUAGUAGUAGGACCUGAAACAUUAGAGGUUGAUGGAAAAGUCACUAUUGAUCCGAAUCUAACCAAUAAUGUUAUUGAAUGGGUUAUUGAUGCUAAAAAUAAAGAUCUAAUGGAUUUCAGUGAUCCAAGUUCCACUAUUGUAUGUACAGGACUAAUGAUACGUGUUACAGAUAAUCAUCCUGGUUUAUUAACUGAAUCACAAUGGUGGUAUUCAGGGCACAUAUGUAACAAUAAAAAUUGUUGCUGUUUAGGUAUUGAUCUUAGUGAACUAAUGAAACAAAAGAACAAUGGUGUAAAAUGUAAUUUUAUUUAUGAAUAA
This is a messenger RNA of Rotaria sp. Silwood2, 1209 nucleotides long. NCBI's taxonomy places the organism in Eukaryota, Metazoa, Rotifera, Eurotatoria, Philodinida, Philodinidae. The record is from the annotation of a GenBank genome assembly.